Molecule: messenger RNA, 471 nt
Organism: Paramecium octaurelia
Lineage: Eukaryota; Ciliophora; Oligohymenophorea; Peniculida; Parameciidae
Source: the annotation of a GenBank genome assembly
AUGAAACCAAUUUUAUAACUAGAAUACGAAUCUCAAGCUGCAUCCUCCUUCAUCCUAGUAUUCUCGCGAAUUCUUGGAGAAGAAAGGGAAAAUGAAUACAGAGAUGAUCAUGAUGAGGAAGACAGCCCAACCCACAAGGCCAUAAUAAUAAUUAUAGCCCUAUGCAUUGGAUUAGCAGUACUUGGGAUAUCAUCGUGUUUGAUUAGAUAUUUUUAUUUGAGACAUAAAUAAAGAACAAUGGCACAGGUGAGACAACAGUCAGAGGCUGCUUAUUAAUAACAGAAUGUGUAAUUAGAGUCUCUCUGCUUAUAAACCUAGGAACUAGCUUAAUGUCCAAUUUGUUUAAUGCCCAUUCCUACUCUCUUAUAGCUAAUAACUCCUUGUCAUCACUCGUUCCAUAAGGCAUGUCUGGAAUUAUGGCUUCUAAAUGAAAAAAUCUGUCCUUCUUGCAGAACUUCUCUAAAUUUAUGA